UGUUUUUAAACAACACGACGUGAAUGUGGAUGUGAAUAAGAUGUGAAUCAAGGAAAUUCAGUCAUAAUGAUACUUGCCAAUUAUUGUGUUUGUUUUUACCAUAGUUCUGUAUAAUCUCAUCAGCACCAGUAGUGCAGUAUCUUGUGCGUAAUCGUUUCAAUUACUUGUGUAUCCUCAAAUCAGCAAAAAAUGGCGAAAGUCUCCGAACCCGUUAAACAGAAGAAGCGCCAUGCCAAGUCUCCUCCAGCAUUUACUUCCAAGAAGAAAAAGAUCCGCUACCUUAUCAAUGAUGAUACAAUUCCUGAUAAGGAAGAGGAAGAAAGGCUUGAAAAAUUCUUGUUUGAUGAGACCCCUAAUCUGAGUGACAAUGAUGAACCAACACCAAUGAGUGUCUCUCCUGUAGAAGCGGCUAAGAAAACGUCUUCAUCAAAGAAACGUGAACCGGCUUGGCAUGAUGAAGAUGAUGAGGUCAAGGUUGAAGCAGUUUCAAAAACAACUAGGAGAAGCCUCACUAUGAAAGGCAAAAGUGGGGACCCAUAUUAUGACAUGCUGAAGAAAAAGUUUGAAGCAAUUGUUGGAACUCCAAGCUGGGCCAGAUUGCCCUCAGAACAAGAUGACCAAGAAAAAGACUCCGAUGAUGAGGAAGAAACAGGAAGCGAUUUAAAAAGGAGGUGUGGAAAUAUGAUUAGUAGCAAAAGUGCGCAUCUACCUAAAGGCAAGAUCGCAAUUAAAGAAUUGACUGAUUUAAAUCGAGACUCAAACUACAUAGAAGGUAGGAAUAUUGAAGCUGUCGAAUUCCAUACAUCUUCAUCUGUAGCUCUUGUUGCUGGCGCAGGUUCUAUAGCUUCAAUCUUUCAUGUUGAUGGCCGAGACAAUGCUAAAUUACAAUCCAUUAGAUUUGAAAGAUUUCCAAUUCAAUGUGCCCAUUUUACUCGGGACGGGGAACAAUUCAUCGUUGGAUCUCAGCAUGGCGGACAUUUUUAUUGUUAUGACAUGGUCUCUGGCAAAACGCUACACGUUCCAAUGCACCAUGCAUUGGAACAGACAAGUAUGAAGAAUUUUGUAAUGUCACCAGAUGGAAAAUAUAUUGUGGUUUGCGGAAAAUUUGGGAAUAUCCACUUUUUAAGUAGUAGAUCCAAAGAGUUUCUCUUCACUCUGAAGAUGAAUGGAAAUGUAGGAGCUGUAUGCUUCAACUCGGAAGGAUCUUCAUUAUAUUCGCAUGGUGAUGAAGGUGAGGUGUACAUAUGGGAUGUAGCCAGCCGACGGUGUGUGCGCAGGUUUUAUGAUGAAGGAUGUAUUAAAGGGAAAAGCAUAGCCAUGUCACCUAAUGAUCAACUGUUGGCAACAGGCUCGAGUGUAGGGACAGUGAACAUCUAUAAGCUUCCAAUUUCUUCCAACAAUCCGACACCUAUCAAAACUGUGAUGAAUCUGGUUACUAGCAUUACAAUUCUCAAAUUCAAUGCCUCAUCAGAAAUUCUAGCUAUGGCAUCUGGUGACAAACCCAACGCUCUUAAACUUGUACAUUUUCCCUCGCUGACAGUGUUUUCAAACUUCCCUGCCAUGGACACAUACAUAAAACUGCCUUUUGCGUUGGAUUUUUCACCAUCUAGCGGCUAUCUUGCUGUUGGAAACAAUCGAAGCAAAGUUAAACUAUUCAGGUUGAAUCAUUUCAAAAACUAUUGAUCCCAGUGAAAUUAUUAUUUGAAUUGUCUACUCACACAUCAAUGUGACAUAAAAAAAGUUAUUGUUGUGCUUCCAACUGCUUACAAACCAACAAAUCAAGUCAGUCGAAGUAUGAGUAAGAAAGUGCCUUGCAUAUGAAUUCCACAAUACCUUUUAGAUGCUGAAUUCAGUUUCUUCAACUGUUUCUUUGGUCAGAUUAUUUUUUCCCUCAUUCAAAUUGGAUGGAGUUAAUUAGAAUCAGUGUAACUACAUCAGACGUUGCCCAAUUUCCUCUCCUGUUUUAUUUCUUAAGUAGAAAACUACAAACAUUUAACUUAAAAUUUUCCGAGUGCAUAUAUUCUUGAUAAUGGAGAGGAAGAAGACGAAAAGUUUAAAGGCAUUAUAUUAUUUAAUUUACUAUCAUCAAAAUACAUAAAACGCAAGAGGAAAUUAGGCAACAUGCAAUCAGAUCCUAGUCAAAACCUCUCAAUUAAUAUUCAUAAGGUACAGUGCUAUCUUUCACAUUUUAACUAUCUGUUCCCUAAGUGCACAUCAGAAAAGCUGUGGGUGUCACAAUUACAAGCAUUUAUUCUGAUGUAUUUUUACAUUUGUAAUUUUAUUGUAUAGUGUGAAUUUUCAUUUUAUGAAUGAUCAAUCGAUAUAAAUCAAUGAAUUUGUUUUAGUUUA
Bemisia tabaci is the source of this 2349-nucleotide messenger RNA. It is a transcript of the gene wcd, whose product is annotated as U3 small nucleolar RNA-associated protein 18 homolog wicked. Gene Ontology annotation, cellular component: Pwp2p-containing subcomplex of 90S preribosome; small-subunit processome. The record is from RefSeq and is a predicted model, not a curated record. NCBI's taxonomy places the organism in Eukaryota, Metazoa, Arthropoda, Insecta, Hemiptera, Aleyrodidae. Gene Ontology annotation, molecular function: protein binding. Gene Ontology annotation, biological process: rRNA processing.